Molecule: messenger RNA, 2009 nt
Organism: Medioppia subpectinata
Lineage: Eukaryota; Metazoa; Arthropoda; Arachnida; Sarcoptiformes; Oppiidae
Source: the annotation of a GenBank genome assembly
UCAUAUUUAUUAAUUCAUAUGUAAAGGACGUCAGAAUAUGCAUGAAAUGAUUAUCCGUGAGAACACGCCCCAGGAUUUGCCUCCCGAUGUGGUCAGAUCCAAUUCUCGAGUUGAGGAUCAGUUCGACAAUUUGAGCGUUGAUUUAGCGAUCAUUCGGAACCGAUUCGAGUUUGGAUCCGAAGACAAUCACAACCACAACAACCACUCAUCCAAUAUCGAUAAGACCACUCUUCAGAGGUCUGACAGUAUUCACGUUCGGCUCCAGAAAUAUCAGAGCGCAGUGUCGGGUGAGAAAGAGAUGACUGAUUCAGACACUGACGGACCCAACAGUGAGCCCGAAGAGGAGCUCAAAUCAGGCGAGAAAGUGGUAUUCAGUGAUCUGUCGUCGUUGAAGAGCCAAUGGGAGACCGCUUCCAGUAAUGGCAGCAAAGACGAGGCCGAAGCCACUCGUGACGAGUUGGAAGAGUUGCGAAAGAAGUUGAGUUUAGGUCGAUCUGAAUCGCUGAAGGAGUCCUACGAGAGAGCGGUGAAGGAGUCCAACACCGAGAGUGCGGCGAAUCGAUCCGAUGCUUACGUUUUUGACACUUCCGUCAAAACCGUUUCCAUUAAAGAGAAGUUUGAAAAAGGAUUUCCUGAAAACGAAACCGAAAAUCAAAGGAUUGAGAGACAGAAGAGGGAAAGAGAGGAUGAGAUUCAAGUUCUCGCCGACAGUGAGAGCGCCUCCAAAGAGGCCCGAAAUAUGUUCAAACAAAUCGACGUUUCGGUGACAACGGCGCCGACCGCUCAACUCAACGGACACUCAAACCAUACAAACGGUUUGAGCAAAAAGUUAACGAACGGAGAUGUCGUCAAAAGUGGUGAAUCCAAUGGCGAAGACUUGAGCAUAGAUUCGGCUCAACUUCUGGAGAGGUUUUCCUACUUUGAGAAUCUGCCCAAAGAAGUGCCUAAAGAGCCUCAAAGACAUCAAAUAACUCCGCCAAGAGAUGUGACUCAAGUCUAUGAGAACACGAUUGCAGACAAUCAGAACCCGAAUGUCAUCCGAUCUUCGGAUGCGAUUGAAGACAUCCCAAAAGUAGACACAACGAAGAAAAUGCUCGACAAGUUUAAAGCACUUGAAAGUCAAACCGAUAGCCAAUCCAAUGCUCCCAAACCUCUCAAACGUAUAACUCCUCCGAGAGAUUAUAACGGAGAGAAUGAACACAAACCGAGAGAGACAUCACCGGAAAGGGAUCCAAAUAUAAUUAAAUCGAGUCUCAAGAAUGAGGAGAACAUUGAAGUGGAGCCGGAAAAGGCUCGCAAUUUGAAGGCCAAGUUUGAGAACUGGUCGGCAGAAGUGGAUCGCGAGAACAAGAAGAACAAUGGAUACGAUGACGAGGAAGAGUUUAUUCCACACAUCGAUACGACCAAAAACCUGAGGGCAAAGUUCGAAGCCAUCAAAGACGAGAGCAAACCCAUCGACAAGCCUAAGAUCCGAGUCAAUCGAUUUGUGUGCGAGACCAGUGAUAACCCGUUGGACGUGUGCUAUGUUUGCCGAACCAAACUCUAUCCGAUGGAGAAAUUAGAGUUCAGUGGUAUUCGUCUCCACAAGAAUUGCUUCCGAUGUAUAAAAUGCAAAUGCAAUCUCAGAUUAGAUAACUUCACGAUUACGGCUGAGAAGCUGUACUGCAUUCCGCACUUCAAGCAAUUGUUUAUGGAAAGAGGCAAUUAUGACGAGGGCUUUGGUCUCGAACAGCAUAAGAACAAGUGGACGAACAAAUGCAUCAAUAAUAAUGACUUGAUUAUCAAUAACAACAACAAUAAUAGUCAUCUCAUUUGCGACGUGAACGCCAACGACGCGCACAUCGAUUAUGCAAAUCAGAGCGUUUCCGACGCUUCUGACGCCUCCGACACUGAAUUAAGUGUUGAUUAAAAACAAAAGAAAGUGUGAAAUAACUGUUAUUUAAUUCAUUAAGAAAUUUAUUUUCGAUAUUUCAUUUGAGCAGUCGUUUGAGUUGUGUUUUUCUCUGCCA